AUGACGCCGGCACUCAUUCUGGACCGGUUCCACACCAUUAGGGACCUCCUUCUUUCUCCUCCAUAUGCUGACAUCUUCAGUGGAAGGGUUUGUGGACAAAGAUUUCAGCCUGGCCAUCAGACACUGGAGAUUUGUCAAAAUGUUGCCGCUGAUUUUGAGUAUCUCUUCCACUAUAAGAACCAGAUUCUUAUGGACAAUGUCCCGUUUAGUACGAAGUUAAUGCCAAAGUUGAGACGAGCUUGUCAAACCAUGAAGAACGGAUACAACUAUUUUGCUGAGAUAAUUGACAGAAUUUCACAGGAAUCCAAAGAUACAAUGCCCGAUUGUCUCUACACAUUGCUAUUAAAAGAACGUGAGGAGGGAAGGAUAUCGAAUGAAAAUGUAAAAGGAGUUCUGAUGGAUGCCCUUGUUGGAGGUAUCUUCACAACAAAACCAACCAUGUACAAUGCCCUAGCUGCAAUGGUAAACUUCCCUGAGGUUCAGAAGAAGAUCCAGGAGGAGAUCCAGAGGGUGGUUGGAAAGGACCGACUUCCGGGUUUGGAGGACCGGAACAAAAUGCCCUAUACUAGGGCUGUGGAGUUAGAAUCACAUCGUUACUACACUCCUGUUAUUUACAACGUGUGGCGUGUACACAACGACGAAUCAUUUUGGGAGAAUCCCUUCACGUUUGACCCAACCAGAUUCUUGGAUGAACAUGGCGAACUGCUUCCACCAGAGGAUGAGAAGCGUCAGAGAUUGCUGACGUUUGGUAUCGGAAAGCGUUCUUGUAUUGGUGAGAAGCUGUCCCGAGUCAGGAUAUUUCUUGGACUGACGUCCAUCCUGCAAAACUUCGACCUGACUCGUGAUACAUCUGAGCCUUUCCCUUCAUCCGACCCCCGCACAUAUGAGAGUAAAUUUCUCUUACAACCACCUCCAUACAAGCUGCAGUUCAAACCGAGACUCUGA
Messenger RNA from Haliotis rubra (blacklip abalone), 945 nucleotides. Its product is annotated as cytochrome P450 2C28-like. Lineage: Eukaryota; Metazoa; Mollusca; Gastropoda; Lepetellida; Haliotidae. The coding region runs from base 1 to 945 and encodes 314 amino acids. The record is from RefSeq and is a predicted model, not a curated record. Gene Ontology annotation, molecular function: iron ion binding; monooxygenase activity; heme binding. The transcript is spliced from 6 exons.